This is a messenger RNA of Trachemys scripta elegans, 3813 nucleotides long. It is a transcript of the gene PGBD5, whose product is annotated as piggyBac transposable element derived 5. Gene Ontology annotation, molecular function: transposase activity. NCBI's taxonomy places the organism in Eukaryota, Metazoa, Chordata, Testudines, Emydidae. Gene Ontology annotation, biological process: non-replicative DNA transposition. The record is from RefSeq and is a predicted model, not a curated record. Gene Ontology annotation, cellular component: nucleus.
UGGAUGUGGUAUUUGGAGAUGCUGAGCUGGCUCCUUCCCCCUAUGUCCCUGCACACACACAGGGGUGGGUUGCGCGGGCGGCAGAGGGAGGCAGGGCUGGGUGGUGGCGGCGGCGGCUCUGCCACUCCCUGCCUCCCUACCUCGCUGUCCGAGCCGCUCUCGCUACUGGGCUGCUGCCUGCGGCCGGGCGAGGCGGCGGAGCCGGGCCGCGGGGAGCGGGGGCUGCUGCUGCUGUCGGCGGCAGCGGGGAUGAUGGCGGAGGGCGGCGGCGGGGGGCCGCGGCGGAAGGCGCUGUCCCUGCUGGAGGCGGCCCGCUCCCGCUACGAGAGCCUGCAGAUCUCGGACGACGUGUUCGGGGAGUCGGGCCAGGACAGCAGCGGGAACCCCUUCUACAGCACCUCGGCCGACUCCCGCUCCGCCUCCUCCCAGGACGAGGACGAGGAGCAGCUCGCGGCUGCGGAGGGGCCCGUCCCCCGGGGCCGGGGGCGCCGUGUCCCCAGGGCGGUGGCGGCGGAGCGGCAGCAGGUUCCCGGCGGCAGCCCCGGCCCCACGGAGAAGGAGGCGGAAGAGGAGGGGGGCUGGACCCCGACCCUGCGAGACGCCCCACCCCCAGACUUCAAGGAUAGCUUCGGUCCAACCCAUAAAAUGCCCCCAACUGCCAGUGCCAUGGACUUUUUUCAGCUCUUUGUCCCUGACAAUGUACUAAAGAACAUGGUGGUACAAACCAACAUGUAUGCCAAGAAGUACCAGGAGAGAUUUGGCAAAGAUGAUGCCUGGAUGGAAGUCACGCUAACAGAAAUGAAAGCCUUCCUAGGCUACAUGAUCUCAACAAGCAUUCACCACUGUGAGUCUGUCCUCAGCAUUUGGAGCAGUGGCUUCUACAGCAACAAGAGCAUUGCGCUGAUCAUGACACAGCCACGGUUUGAGAAAAUCCUGAAGUACUUCCACAUUGUGGCCUUCCGUUCCAGCCAGAUGACACACGGCCUCUACAAAAUUCAGCCUUUUCUGGACUCUCUGCAGCAUGGCUUUGACUCUACUUUUAGGCCUUCCCAAACCCAGGUGCUACAUGAACCGCUGAUCGAUGAGGACCCAGUUUUCAUUGCCACAUGCACAGAGCGGGAGCUACGCAAAAGGAAAAAGCGGAAAUUCAGCCUGUGGGUUCGGCAGUGCUCAUCUACUGGUUUCAUCUGUCAGAUAUAUGUCCAUCUAAAAGAAGGAGGCGGUGCUGAUGGACUGGAUGCUUUGAAGAACAAGCCCCAACUCCACAGUAUGGUGGCCAAGAGCCUUUGUCAGAAUGCGUCAGGAAAAAACUACAUCAUCUUCACUGGCCCUAGCAUUACCAGCCUGAACCUUUUUGAAGAGUUUGAGAAGCAAGAGAUUUAUUGCUGCGGAUUGCUGAGUUCCAGAAAAAGUGACUGCACAGGCCUACCUCCAUCAAUGCUGCAUAACCCAGAUGCACCUCAGUCCAGAGGGCAGUACAGAAUAAAGAUGAAGGGAAACAUGUCCCUGAUCUGCUGGUAUAACAAAGGGCAUUUUCGUUUUCUCACUAAUGCCUAUUCUCCAAUUCAACAAGGAGUUAUAAUUAAGAGAAAAAGUGGCGAGAUCCCAUGCCCGUUGGCAGUAGAAGCUUUUGCUGCUCAUCUUAGCUAUAUCUGCAAAUAUGACGACAAAUACAGCAAGUAUUUCAUUUCUCAUAAACCAAACAAGACCUGGCAACAAGUGUUCUGGUUUACCAUCAGCAUUGCCAUAAACAAUGCCUACAUCCUCUACAAAAUGUCAGAUGCCUAUCAUGUGAAAAGGUACAGCCGGGCACAGUUUGGUGAGAGACUUAUAAAGGAGAUGCUGGGCUUGGAGGACACCUCACCUUCUCAUUGAUGCAUUAUUCCUUGUGGCUUAGGUAUGGGGUGGAGGGGGAGCAGAAGAGGAGACCACAGCUCUGGAAUGUCAAAGCAGGGAACUCAUGACAUCACCAAUGCCACUCCCUAUAGGAAAAAGACAGUGAUGCCAGUAGAGGGGUGGAGACUUUGUUAAAAGUAGCAGCUGGCUGUUGAGUGUCCUACAGAGAGAGCCACAGAAAGUCAACACACAACUGCAUCUGUGAAUGCUCUGCGGGUACCUGUCCAUCCAAAAAGAUUUAAGUUAGUAGCCAUUAGUCUGCCAUAUCUGUUGAACAGGGUCAUCUUGUAAGGCUUCCAUAGGGCUUAUCACGAGCUUGCCACAAAGGGAUGUAGCUCAGUGGUCCUAUGUGGGCAUUACCAAAACUCUGCCUUGUCUGGAGUUCUUUAACUGUGGGACAAGCAAUGUUGUGUCAUGGAUAACAAUGCCUGACACCUUGUAAGGAAUCAUGACAUGGUUAAAGAGAAACAACAUAUAUGUUCUUCACAAGUAUAUUGACCUGUAACAGGCAAAGACAACAAAGACAGUAACAGUUAAGAACUUUUUUUUUUAUUAGUGUAAGGCAAUCAGAUUGCAGUAUAGGAAUAAAACGUUUAAUUUCCCCCUAAACAUCUUGGAGAACCUUAAAAUAAAAGUCUGAGUGAAAUUUUAAAAAUCAUGGGGAAAGCUGAAUUGAUGCACAUAGUUUAACAAAUAAAUGAGGUAAUACUGCCUGCCACCAUAGCUUCAAUAUUGCUGGUGUGUAGGUGAGAAAUCUCAGUAACAACUAACAACUAUAUUUUCUUUGAUUUCAGUUGUAGCUUCAGGUUCUUCUAAGUGUUGCUUAAGAUCUACCUUAAUGGACUGUUUUACUUAAAUUUCUAUGGAUGUUUUUCAUUUUCCCACUUUUUUUAAAAAAUAUCAAGACAGAUAUUCUUCAUCUUAGAUCUUCAUUUCCUAUUAACACACAUUUGGCAAGCAAAAAUAGUUCACCGAUAGCAGUGCGUUUUGCGUUUUCAUGGUUGGGUGUUCUGUAGGAAUCCUUAGAAUUUGAGAUGCGUCACAGUAGCUGUACUUUUGCAAAUUAUAUGUUUAGAAAAAUAGUGUGUCAUUGUAAAAAACUGUUCAGGUGCAACCAGACGUUGACAUCACUGAAGCAGAACAAAACCCAAAUGCUUUCCUUGUUCUGAGUGAUUUUCUGGAAGCUAGAACCAUUAAGAAUUAGUGCAGCCUAGUGCCACUGGCCAGUAUUGACAAGACUCAUUGGCUGAAUGUUUUCAACACAAUACCGAGUUCACUGCCACCAGGACGCUUCAGUGGGGAAAGCAAAAGGGGAGAGAGGUCUGAUAGCAGGAGGCAAAAACCCAGCGCUGGAGUAAAAUACCUAAUACUAUGCCUUAGUUGGCAGAAAUAGGUGGUAUUUAUUAGCACUCUAUUGAUCUAUCUCAAAGACCAUAUAUUCAAAUAAGCUGCCUAAAGCGCGUCACUGAAAUCCAUUUUCAGAGAUGCUCAGAACCGACCACUCUCAACCUGUGAAAAUCAAGCCCCUCAUUGUAAUGCCUGACUUUAGCCAACCACGUUUGAAAAAUAUUGGUCUAAACUAUCACGUAAAGAUUAGAUGACAUGCUCAUUGUGCCCUGUAACUUCAAAAUUUUGCCAAAAUUUAUUCUGAAGAGUUGGUGCUAGUUACAUAGCUAGAAUUACCAAGAACAGAACAUUGGGAUGAGAUCUGGUUGGAACUUUCAUAAACAGACAGCUUCCCCACAGCAACCGUCUGAUCAGAGCAACCUUCCUUCCUUUGUCUGCAGUGCAAGAACAUUGCUGAGAAAGCAUGUUGGAGGAUUGGGCUCAUCCUGAGUAUCUCCCGUAAAGGUCUGAGUUCCCCAACUCUCACUGAUAUCAAUAAAAAGAAGAACAGGAGUACUUGUGGCACCUUAG